Molecule: messenger RNA, 606 nt
Organism: Trichomonas vaginalis G3
Lineage: Eukaryota; Parabasalia; Trichomonadida; Trichomonadidae
Product: GTPase protein
Exons: 1
Coding region: 1-606 (201 amino acids)
Molecular function (GO): GTP binding; GTPase activity
Source: RefSeq, a predicted model, not a curated record
AUGAAUUCUGGUCGAGAGUUCAAAGUAGUAAUGGUUGGUGAUUCUGGCGUUGGCAAGACAUCACUUAUUGAAAAGUUUUAUACUGGUGGCUUUAAUGAGAAUCAAUCAACAACGAUUGGUUCUGCAUAUGUUAAAGCUCAUGUAAAUUUAGAUUCAGAUACAGAUUGCACUGUAAAUAUAUGGGAUACUGCAGGUCAGGAGAAGUUCCAAAGUCUUGUUCCUGUUUAUCUUAGAAAUGCUGACGGAAUUAUUUUUGUACUUGACCUUACAUCUGAAAUUGCACUUCAAACCACAGAUUCUUUAUACCAUGCAUUAUCAGAUCAAAUACUAGAAGGAAUGCAGCUUCUUUUAGUUGGAAAUAAAUAUGAUCUUGUUACAACUAAUUUAGAUAUAGAACCAUUUAAGCGUUGGGCAGAAGACCAUAAAACAAUUUUUGUUACAUCAUCCGCAAAAACGGGAGACGGAGUAACAGAAUUAUUUUAUGAAAUCACACGAAGAAUUUACAAUUCUCCUGCUGAACCAAUAUCCAGGAGGACUGUUAAUCAAAUUGUUGGUCUUCAAGAUGAUAGCCAAAAGGCUAAAAAAGACAAACAAGGAUGUUGUUAA